AUGUCUACUACCCCCGCAAAGCGCGUUGCAAUCAUCACUGGGGCCGCGGAGGGCAUCGGACGCGGAAUCGCGCUUCGACUGGCGAAGGAUGGCUUCGACCUCGGCGUGACAAGCGCACACGGGUCGAAGGUUUGCAUAGUGCUCGGCGACGUCUCCAUUGAGGACGAUGUGCGCAUGCUGGUGGAAACGGUCGUAUCCGAGCUGGGAGGUCUGUACGCGAUGAUUGCGAACGCUGGGCUAGGAGGGACACUUUGCAUCCUCCACGAGACCCCGAACGAAGUUCUCGACAAGCUCAUCAACGUUCACAUUAAGGGGACGUUCUUCAGCUACAAGUACGCCGCGAUGCAGAUGAUCAAGCAGGGAAUAGGCGGGCGCAUCGUCGGCGCUGCGUCGAUCGCCAGCAAGAAGGGCGUCCCCGACCAAGCAAUCUACACUGCUACCAAGUUCGCCGUCCGGGGCUUAACCCAAAGCGCGGCGAUGGACUACGCGAAGUACGGCAUCAACGUCAAUGCCUACGCACCCGGGGCCAUCGACACUAAGCUCCUGGACGCGCUGGACGAGGUCCAGACGGCACGCACCGGCACGCCGCGCGGCACCUUCGCUUCUUCCUUCCCCAACCUUCUCGGAAGGAACGGCCGACCGGAGGACGUCGCGAAGCUCGUGUCGUUCCUUGUUUCAGACGACUCUUCUUUCAUUACCGGUCAAUCGUACCUCAUCGAUGGAGGCUACUGUUUCGAUUAA
Molecule: messenger RNA, 741 nt
Organism: Epithele typhae
Lineage: Eukaryota; Fungi; Basidiomycota; Agaricomycetes; Polyporales; Epitheliaceae
Product: acetoin reductase family protein
Exons: 9
Coding region: 1-741 (246 amino acids)
Molecular function (GO): oxidoreductase activity, acting on the CH-OH group of donors, NAD or NADP as acceptor
Source: RefSeq, a predicted model, not a curated record